CAGCAGGCGACCCGGAAGGUUUGCGCGCCGCUCCGCACCGAGCCCUAGCCGCGCGCCGCUGCCGGAGCCGGGAGCCCCCAGCCCGGCCCUGCUCGGGCCGCCGGGCUCGGGGCUGCGGCCACAUCCCGGAGCUCUGCCAGCACUGCCAGGUGCUGUUGGGAACACAGAGGAAGUGACUGACUGGGGGUUCAGGGAAAGCUCCGUAGAAGAGGGAACACUUGAGCUGGGUCUUGAAGGAUGAGUAGAAGUUCACCAAGUGGGAAAGGACCCUCUAGGAUGGCCGAACCUCGAUUUAACAACCCCUACUUCUGGCCCCCUCCUCCCACCAUGCCCAGCCAGCUGGACAACCUGGUCCUGAUUAACAAGAUCAAAGAACAGUUGAUGGCCGAGAAGAUCCGGCCGCCUCACCUGCCACCAACCUCAGCCUCAUCACAGCAGCCACUGCUAGUGCCCCCCGCGCCCGCCGAGAGCAGCCAGGCCGUCAUGUCGCUGCCCAAGCUGCAGCAGGUGCCUGGGCUGCACCCGCAGUCUGUGCCGCAGCCGGACGUGGCACUGCACGCCAGGCCCGCCACCAGUACUGUCACAGGUCUGGGGCUUUCCUCUCGAACCCCUGCUGUGAGUACAUCUGAGUCAACCCCAGGCUCUGGCACAGGCACCAGCACCCCAUCCACACCUACCACCACCAGCCAGAGCCGCCUCAUCGCCUCCUCCCCCACCCUCAUCUCAGGGAUCACCAGCCCCCCUCUCCUGGACUCCAUCAAGACAAUCCAGGGCCACGGCCUCCUCGGCCCCCCCAAGUCUGAACGCGGCCGCAAAAAGAUCAAGGCAGAGAACCCAGGGGGUCCCCCUGUCCUUGUUGUCCCCUACCCCAUCCUGGCCUCUGGUGAGACCGCAAAGGAAGGCAAGACAUACAGGUGUAAGGUGUGCCCGCUCACCUUUUUCACCAAGUCCGAGAUGCAGAUCCACUCCAAGUCCCACACAGAGGCCAAGCCCCACAAGUGCCCACACUGCUCCAAGUCCUUUGCCAACGCCUCCUACCUGGCCCAGCACCUGCGCAUCCACCUGGGCGUCAAGCCCUACCACUGCUCCUACUGUGACAAGUCCUUCCGACAGCUCUCUCACCUCCAGCAGCACACCAGAAUCCACACAGGCGACAGACCCUACAAGUGCCCACAUCCUGGCUGUGAGAAGGCUUUCACUCAGCUCUCCAACCUGCAGUCUCACCAACGCCAGCACAACAAAGACAAGCCCUACAAGUGUCCCAACUGCUACAGGGCCUACUCAGACUCCGCCUCCCUCCAGAUCCACCUCUCCGCCCACGCCAUCAAGCACGCUAAGGCCUACUGCUGUAGCAUGUGUGGGCGGGCCUACACCUCGGAGACCUACCUGAUGAAGCACAUGUCCAAACACACAGUGGUGGAACACCUGGUGAGCCAUCACUCACCUCAGAGGACGGAGUCCCCUGGCAUCCCGGUGCGAAUCUCUCUGAUCUGAGCCCACCUGUGGCGCCGCCCCAUCCUCUUGGCCGACACAGACCUAGGCAACACCCAGCCUAACUCGCGCUGGGGCCUCCAGGAACCACCAAGCUCUCUCAUGACCUUCCCAACCUGCCAGAAAGCUUGGUCCGCAGAAGCCCUGCCUGGUUCGGCUCCUGGGCAGCCAGGCCAACUGCAAGAUUAUGGACUGUUCUGGCGGCAUCCAAAGACGAUCUCAGAGCACUUUGAACCUGUCUGUCGGGUUUUCUUUUUGUUUCCCCUCCCUCACUGGCUUCACUGUUUCUUUUCUUUUCUUUUUUUUUUAAGUUUGUUUUGGAAAUAACAAAAAGGAUAUUUAUUGGCCAGAAUGUUGGUGCUGCUAAGAAUGAGAAAGUAAAAGGACUGGAGAGACGGAUACAGAGAACCAGAGGGCAGCGUGGGACCUUCUCUGGCCAUAGCCUCAGGUCUUGAGGGGAGGCACAGGCCUGGGGUUCUGGACUUCAAAGGGGCCCCUCCCCCAGGUGGGAGGAGACAGCAGACAGCUGGAGUGAGCCCUUCAGCCAUUCGCCCCGCUCAAACUGCCUGAGCCUUGCCCUUGCCUUCACUGGGCAGAGGGUACGGCAGCUGCCAGGGCUGCUUGGCUUCAGGGCAUGGAAACAAGAGGGGUCUGGAGAGCCGCGGGAUCAAAGGGUGCAGUGAUGGCUGGGUGGUAAGCCCAGGGAAAUGGGUUGGGGGAGUGUGCCAGAUGAGACCUGGCUCCUCCCCUGGUGCCCUGAAGACACCCCAGUCUACCUCGGUGCUGGCCAGGAAACCUAUCGGCUACCUCUCCCACCACUCCAGACUGGGCAGGGGGAUGGGUAUGGAGUGGGCCUGGGGCUAAGAUCUCCUUCAGAAUUCACUCCAGAAGGGGACAGUGCCCAAGGAGGGGUUAUCUUUCUUGCCACAGAAGGGGACUCCCCAACCCAGACUCCAGGCCCUGCGGCAGGGAUAGGAUCCUCCAAAGGAGGUACCAGGAGCAGACUCUGCCCCCAGCUCCCCCAGACAUCCCAAUCCGAAAGCCAUGCGUGUCCGUGUAUAUAGGAACUAUGUACAGAGCCCAGAGAAGCCCUUCCACAUCCCUUCCCCCCCAGAGAAGAAGAAAACUAGACAAAACUCAUCUAUAUAUUCUGUAUCUGGAGUCCAUUUGAAUAUUAACUGUGUUAUUUUUAUACACUUUUUAAGCCUUAACUCGCCAUUGAUUUACCAGUUUAACGUUUCCUGGGGUUUCUUUUCCACUGGGGGGUUCCCUGCCCCCCACCCCGCCCCCUUUGUUUGACUUGCGUCGUCUGAUACUCAGUAUUGUAGCUUUUCGUCCGCAUGUUACUACCCUGUAAAUAUGCUGUUCCAAUGCUGUUAACACCCUUGGCUUUUUUUCUAUGGGACCUCCAGGCCACCAUAUUUAGAAAUAGUUACCUUAUUAAAAAAGAGAAAACAGUCUGUUGGCUUCUCAGUCUGCAUCUUGGUGGCAGGGAGGCAAGGGCAGGUGGCCCUUGGAGCUUCAGGAGAGUAGCUUCUAAAGAAGGGGGUGAAGCUAAACAAAUCAAAUGUGGGGGAAGAGCACUAAAGGGGGCGAGAGCCAAAGGGAUGCAACCCAUUUAUCUGCUCUUUGUAUAUCUCUGAUGUGAAGAAUAAACUGUACCUACACCCGG
Molecule: messenger RNA, 3163 nt
Organism: Phodopus roborovskii (desert hamster)
Lineage: Eukaryota; Metazoa; Chordata; Mammalia; Rodentia; Cricetidae
Gene: Znf362
Product: zinc finger protein 362
Exons: 9
Coding region: 238-1494 (418 amino acids)
Biological process (GO): negative regulation of transcription by RNA polymerase II
Cellular component (GO): nucleus
Molecular function (GO): RNA polymerase II cis-regulatory region sequence-specific DNA binding; DNA-binding transcription repressor activity, RNA polymerase II-specific
Source: RefSeq, a predicted model, not a curated record